Habropoda laboriosa is the source of this 5461-nucleotide messenger RNA. RefSeq lists its product as uncharacterized. Bases 1 to 4638 code for a protein of 1545 amino acids. The transcript has 16 exons. NCBI's taxonomy places the organism in Eukaryota, Metazoa, Arthropoda, Insecta, Hymenoptera, Apidae. The record is from RefSeq and is a predicted model, not a curated record.
AUGAGCGAUCUACAGGCCACUCUCGAGUUCUCCCUCGAGCUUUGCAAGUUUUACAAUGUCGACCUGUUCCAGCGUGGGUAUUACCAGAUACGAACAGCCCUCAGAGUGUCGCCGAAACUGCCUGUCAAGGUGGAGGUUAACCAGCCGCGCAACCACUCGUUGGAGGCGCCCGGGACUAGCAAGCGCUUUCAAAUCCUCUACAGAAACGAGGAGGUGACACUCGGCACCUCGGUCCUAUUCCGAGCGCACGUGCUCGUGCACAGCCACAAGAUCGAGGAGGUGCUCUCGCGCACCCACUUCAAUCUCGGCGUCGAGUUAUGGUUCAGCGAGCCGACGCAACCUGGGAACAUGGCCUGCGUGUCGUCUAGGGCGUUGCAGUUGAACUUUGCGCCAACCAAAGGGCUUCACUAUCAUCUGCCUGUGCUCUUCGACUACUUUCAUCUAGCCGCGGUAUCUAUCACCAUCCACGCUUGUCUCGUGGCCCUUCAUCAGCCUUACGUCAAGAAGAGCAUACUUCAUUACGUGCAGAGCUGCGCACCGCGUGGAGGGAAGCCAUGGCUGCAAUUUAAACAGUCUGCAGCGAACGGUGACAACAAUGCCCAGUUAGGAAAUAUCGAAACGACGACGAGAUGCGUCGGCUCGACCACGAGGAUACAACACGCGAAACUGGUCCAACAGGAAGUAAUCAGGUUACUUCUCGCCGCGAGGGAAUCUUUGCUCAACGAUUUAGCUGAUUUAGCGCGGCUGCUACCCUCUUGCCAGCAAAGGGCGCUCGAGUUAGCUCAGAACACGCACAAAGAAAUUACCAAGGUCAGCAUGAUGGACACGGAGGAAACCGAUAUCGCUCAACUCUGCGCACAAAACAUUGUUCUUUGGCAGCAUUUCCUGGAAGCGUUCUCCGGGUGUGAGGCCGUUCAUCAACAUCUCGCGAGAAUACAUCAUCAACUGAGGGUGAAACGUUUCGCGGAAGGUUUCUUCGUGCUGGAGAAUCCCCGGACGUCGGCGUGGGGCUGCUACGACGCGAACUAUCAAUCGUAUCAAGCAGUGAGCGAGGCCGCGCGAAGAUCGCGCUAUCUCGCUUCGUUGCCUCCUUUACCGGUGCACUGUCCGGAAUUGGAUGGGGAUCUUCAUUCCCUGCCUUUGAUCUUCGAGGAUCAGUAUGUGGACAUGAAACAGAGGCACAGAAACAGCGUUCCCGGUAUAGACGACUGCAGUUGCGGUAUAGCAGCGAUCCUGGAGUCUCGAUCCAUGGGUAUCUGGUCGCCGAGGAGCGAGGGCGCGGCUCAGGAUAUCGCGUCGGUCCAGGGUCGUUUGACGCUCACUCCCUCUACGCUUCCCGCCAGGCACAGUAAAUCGUUGGAUCAGUUGGGUCCCGAUAUCACCACGCCUGUACAGCCGAGAACCUCGCCGAAAACGCUUCCUCGGUCCGUAUCCACGCAGCUGUUCCCGCGACAGAGAAGCGGAGCACGGAACGUCACUCCGCCGGCGACAGUUCCUUCGCGAGGAAGACAAAGAUCGACAGCACCGUCCAGUAGCACGCUUUUCCCUCCUUCGGGGCAGCAAGCCUGUUCCGCGCCAAAUCCUUCCCUUGGUUCGACACCGGUGGUUCCGUUGCCGAGAGCAAAAUCGACGCAGAUGCUGGUGUUGCCUCGACAGCAGGGCGAUCCUCAGAACACCUCGAUCACGUCGCUUCUCGUGGCUAUGUUCCCCGAAUUGCCGCCUGGAGGACAGCUGCCGGGUUACAGGCCGAGCAAAUCCUGCGAGCAGACUCUCACCGUGCCAACUUGCAUGGGAACGAUGGACCUUGGACAAGUGACCGAAUGCUGGAGCGAGAACAAGGGUAGCAACGUUGCUGAAGAUUACCACUCCCUCGACACAAGAAGAAUCCGCCUGGAGCCACGCAGUCACAGAUUAGCAGCACGUCAACCGCUGUCCACCACCGGCAACAACCAGAACAGCUUUCUGUCCAACAAAACCAGCGUAAACGGCGACACUUUCCUCUCCGAGCAACAGCUUCACACAGCCACCCUGGACAGGGUGACUUACCGAGGAAAUUCUCGCAAGCAGACACACCACACAGGCGGCAAGUACAGUCAAACGAACGGUCUGGAGUCUCGAAGGUACCACACAAUCGGUAAAACCAGCUCUGGACAGGGACAACGCAAUCGAGAGGUUCAAGACUCGAUGAACGGCGGUGGAUUGCCAAGCAGUCACUCGAUGAUCGCCGAUCCCUUGUACAAAAGGUCGAAUUACUCGUCGACGACCACAGACUCGUUCUUCUAUCGCACGAACGGCACCAGCGGACGAAUUCACGGCGAGCCGGAGAAGCCGAGGAGACCGAAGAGCACCGAAAGAUUGGUGGACGACGUCGAUCGGAACGAGUACUGCGACUUCCGGAGAGAAAGACCGAGGAGGAGAGAGGAGAGACCGGCUGUCAAGUCUCCUCGCAACGGUGUGACGCAGUGUUACGGCGAGACGCAGGAGGAGAAACACAGGAGGCUGCAGAACGAGGAUAAGAUGCAAGAGUUGACGAACGAAAUGUUCUACAAAGUGAUGACUGCUAUGUCCGAGCCGAAGAAGGAGCAACGAGCCGAGAGGAGAAAGGAUAGACACGGAAGAAGACCGCAUUCCGCGCCUGUUCUGGACGUGGAUCAUCCGACCGAGGAGAAUAAGAAGUGUGGAUACAGGAAUAGGAAACCGGCGCCUCCGCCUCCAGCUUAUCAGGAUCCCGCGGUGGCGCCGUUGCCUAAGUAUCGUCCUCCGCCUCCGGUGCCCACGACGAACGUCCUGGAAGUGGAGAAUAAUAAUAAGAUCAUUCUGAAGGUCGGCCCCAUCAGGUCUCCGAUAGAAUCCGCAGCGACGAAUGGCACGACGCCGUCCGACCCGUCUAACGCCGGUGCCCAAGCUCCGAGCGUGAAAAGACUGAGGUGCGCCAGCGUACCUGUAGCGCAGAACAAAGUGGUGGUGCCUCGUAGCGCGGUCUCCUUGCCUUGCAUGCCGAUCCGCGACAGCAAGGACAGCCUUAGCAAUAAUCUUCCCGUGAUCUCGAAUCCGCUCAGCCCGCCGUCCAGCCGACCGAGCAGCCCUACCACCAGCUCCAGCUCCAGCAAUCUCACGUCUGAGUGUUCCGGAUGGGUGAGCAGCGGGGACACGUCCAGCUCGGAGCAGCGUCGAAACGCGAAGCUGUCGAGCGAGCAACUGCGUCAGAAGCUGUCGAAGAUCGUCCCGAGGAAAGGCAGGCCGGCCGCUCCGGCGACGAAAGAGAGCGUCGAGGAGCAUUCGUACGAGGAAGUGAGACUUCCGCCGCCGAAGAUGUUCCAGGACGAGCCUCCGCCUCCCGAGGAGUUUCGCGACCCACCGGCGAUCAUCGACAAUCCUCUCUAUCACGUCUACGAGACGGUGAAACCGGUGAGGAGUCCCAAGCAGACGAAGACCGCUCCGUGCAGUCCGCAGAAGAGUCGCGAGAGGGAGAGAGGAAGGGAGAGGGAGAGAGAGACCACGUACGGAGCUAGGGACAUUUGCUUGGACUGCUAUCAGGAGGGGAAGGAGUUGCUGCAAUCGACCCAGGACGACGCGAUCAAUUUCAAGAAGUGCAAGGAGGACUUCAAGAGGCAGAUGAGCUUCUCGGGGAAGAUCUACAGAGAACGCAAGGAAGCGCAGUUGCGUUUCCAUAAACGUGCCCAUUCCUUUGGAUACGGUGACCUCCUGACCCCGUCGUCGGUAAAACCUCUAAGAUCGAAUGUGCCUCUUAGUGACUAUCCGACCCUGGCCUCGACCAUGCCGUACUUCCACAUCAGCAACGAGUACCGGCUGUUCUCGCCGGAAGGGGCUCAUCUGAUCAUCUGUGUACACGGUCUCGAUGGCAACCCUGCUGAUCUUCGUCUGGUCAAGACGUACUUGGAACUCAGUCUUCCCGGGGCGCAUCUGGAUUUUUUAAUGUCUGAGAGGAAUCAGGGUGACACAUUCUCGGAUUUCGAUACGAUGACCGAUCGAUUGGUAGCCGAGAUUCUCCACCACAUCGAGACGUCGGGGCUGAACCCGACGAAAGUGAGCUUUAUCGGACAUUCUUUAGGGACCAUCAUAAUAAGAAGCGCUCUGACGCGGCCUCAAUUACGACCGCUUCUUGCACGUUUACACACCUUUCUCAGCCUGAGCGGUCCACACUUAGGUACACUGUAUAACACCAGUGGAUUAGUUAAUGCAGGAAUGUGGUUCAUGCAGAAGCUGAAAAAAUCCGGCUCCUUGCUGCAGCUGGCGAUGAAAGACGCGCCGGACGUCAGACGGUCGUUCAUGUUCCGCCUUAGCCAGAAGAGCAAUCUCGAAAAGUUCAAACACGUCCUCCUGUGCGGAAGCGCGCAGGAUCGAUACGUGCCUCUUCAUUCCGCUCGUAUAGAGCUCUGCAAAGCCGCCGUGCGGGAUUCGACCGAUCAAGGCGCAGCGUACCGCGAGAUGGUGCACAACAUUCUCUACCCGGUGAUGUCGUCAUCGGGGGUGAGUCUGGUCAGGUACGACGUGCACCACGCGUUGCCAGCAACAGCGAACGCGCUGAUUGGCCGAGCCGCGCACAUCGCCGUCCUCGAUUCCGAGCUUUUCAUCGAGAAGUUCCUGCUAGUGGCGGGUCUGAAGUACUUCAGAUAAGGAACGGACUGUCUAGCGACUUAAGGGAUGAACCGAGAGGAAGGAGAGGAAAAAAACAAACUAGUCUAAAAAAUACUAGCGAAUUAUUUAGCAGCAGGGAGAAAGAAAAAGAGAGAAGAUGGAUAUCGUCGAGAGCGGAUUCUCGUAACUCUCCGUGACGUCUCCGAUCGCAUUAGGAUUAAAUUAGCGCGUUCUGCUCGAAAAAUAAUUGCCCCGCUUCUAACUCCAUCUCACUCCACGCCCUUCGAACCUCCUCCUCCUCCUAGCGAUCGUUAAUUCCGUUUCAUUUCUUCCAAAAAAAAAAUACAAAAAACGACACACGGUCGACGCGGGAAGCGGGGCAAAAUUACCACGUUUUUACACGAUUACAAGCGGCCACAUCGUUCGGGAUACAUACGUACAUAUUUUAAAUUAAGAACGUCGUCGAUCAAGUUUCUCUCGUUAGGUUCCUAAGUGUCAUUCCAGCGGACGUCGCUGUCUCGCCGCGCGCGUCCAUCACAAACAUUUCGACCAUUCAUCCAGCCAUCGAACGAUUCUAACAAAUGGACCUACAGACUGCGCGAAGAACGGGCCUACAUACAGCUCCGCGGUGCAGCGACCGGGUGUAUUCUCUGAAAUAACGGAGAAGAGGUGGAAAACCGGGUCGAUGAAGUGUUAGGGUGGUUUUCACGUCGUUCCUCCGCGCGUCGAUUGUUAGCGUCGCGGUGCGUUACAGUGAUGCUUUUAACGAAAACAGAGGGUGGCAGCGAGGAGAGGAGAGAUACGCUCUCGCGUGAAACUUCGUCGAGGGUGGUACAGGCCGAUAGCCGGGCCUUUUAUUCGA